Messenger RNA from Cetraspora pellucida, 166 nucleotides. Lineage: Eukaryota; Fungi; Glomeromycota; Glomeromycetes; Diversisporales; Gigasporaceae. The record is from the annotation of a GenBank genome assembly.
AUUUGAUAUAAAUGAUAGUUUUGAUAUAGAUAAUAGGUUUGAUAUAGAUAGUGAAGAUUCUGUAUUAAAUAUUUGUUGUGCUGACUUAAAUAAAUCCUCAAAUUUUUCUAAAGUUUCAUCUUCUAACAAUGGCUAUUUAUCAUCAAAAAUAUUAGCUAUAGAUUGA